ACAGUGUGUAGAGUAAUGUCAAGUCGUCAUUUAAUCAAUAACAAUUACUGUAAAUUAUUAGUUGUUUUGUUACUGAAACUAUCAUUUUUAUUAUUAAAAAUAACAGAGGGAGAUAAAGGACAAUAAAUGUUUCGACCUAUCAAAUCGAAAUUUGUUUACUGCUUGUCAGUUGUUGUUUGCCUGACAUUGUUACUAGUUAUUCUCAAAAUUCGCAAAUAUGACGUUACUGUAAAUAAUUUAAUGAUUAAAUUUGAAGAUAAAUUACCUAAUAGACUUACUAGGCAAAUUAUCCCACAAGAUAAGAGCAACGAAACUGCUCUGCAGAAAAGUUCCUGGGAUACGAUAAAUGAAGAAAUCGCCAAAAAAUAUUAUAAUGACGUUUAUUUGAAAUUCUGCAAUAAAAUCGUGGACUCUUACGAUAUUUCCAGUAACGUUUGCGAUUGCGAUCCGGAAGAGAAAGAACAUAGAUGCAAAAUUGAUUAUAAUGCAAAAAAUGAGGAUUGGUCCAUUAUUAAUAAAAGACACGCAAUUAUUUCACAUGGAGGAGAAUUCAAGCCCACAAACUGUAAUUCCAUUCAGAAAGUUGCUAUAGUGAUCCCUUAUAGAAAUAGAUUGGAACAUUUAAAAAUUCUCAUCAAUCAUUUCCAUAGAAUAUUAUCGAAGCAAAAUAUUCAUUAUAAAAUUUUCAUCGUUGAACAGGCUCAUCCUUUUCUCUUCAAUAGAGGUGCAAUGAUGGAUGUAGGUUAUUCUGAAGCGAAAGCCAACUUUGCCCCCGAUUGUAUUAUAUUCCACGACGUUGAUAUGAUACCAGAAGAUGGAAGGCAUAUGUAUAAUUGCCUCCAAUCACCAAGACAUAUGGGUGCUUACCUUAACAAAUACAAAUAUAUUCAAAUCUACCAAACCCUUGGAGGAAUUCUAGCUAUGAAAACUACCGACUUUGAAAGGGUCAAUGGAUUUCAUACACUUAUGUAUGGUUGGGGUGAUGAAGAUGUAGAUAUGAUGAUUAGAUGCAAAAAAGCCAAAUAUACAGUUGUCAAGUGGCCAGUGCCUCUUUCUAGGUACAUAAUGAUCAAACAUGAAAGAGACGUAGGCAAUCCACUUAAUAACUUCAGAAAGUCGUUCCUAUCGCAUUAUUCUGGACGGCAUAAGCUAUCAAGUCAAGUGUAUGGUAUAUCAUCGUUAAAGUACAAUGUUAAUUGGGUUAAACAGAAUCCAUUGUUUACACACAUAUCAAUAAAUUUAACUAUAUACAUAAACUCUUUCUACAAUAAAAAGAAAGCCUCUUGCAAUAUAAAGGAGGCGGGAGGCUCCUAUAAAAACAAUCUUUCAGACGAAGAUUGUGCAAUCACCUGUUUCAACGAAGCACUCUGCUAUGGAUUUCUUAGAUUGGGUAACGUUUGUUAUACAUUUUCAAAGUUUUGUCCUCCUGAAAGCGACCAACCAACGGUUUUCUAUUACGAAAGAAAGAAAUCAGAUUUUCAAUCUUUAAACAAGUUCCGUAGAAUUAAAGGAAGUUGUGUCCAUAAGAAUUUUGGACAAGCUAGUCAAUACACAAUCUUUGUGUGUUCGGAUUUAUGCUUACACGAUAAGCAAUGCCAAUCAUUUACAUACGAAGCGAAAUCUGCUUAUCCUUGCCAAAGAAAGAAAGUUAAAUGUUUGAAAAGCUCUAUGAAAAUGGUUACAGGAGCCAUUACAUUUGUUAAGAAAUAG
Dimorphilus gyrociliatus is the source of this 1710-nucleotide messenger RNA. The record is from the annotation of a GenBank genome assembly. NCBI's taxonomy places the organism in Eukaryota, Metazoa, Annelida, Polychaeta, Dinophilidae.